Messenger RNA from Chaetomium fimeti, 852 nucleotides. RefSeq lists its product as uncharacterized. The transcript has a single exon. The record is from RefSeq and is a predicted model, not a curated record. Bases 105 to 626 code for a protein of 173 amino acids. Lineage: Eukaryota; Fungi; Ascomycota; Sordariomycetes; Sordariales; Chaetomiaceae.
GAAGGCCGGAUGAUGUGAGCAUGCACACUGUGUCGAUGAGACGGUAAUACCUGCCAGGCAGAGAGUCAAAGCCACGCUCUGUGAUAACCUCGGCCUACUCUGUGAUGCGACGGCCACAACUCGGGACCCGACAGACAACACGUAUGUACGGUAGUCAUUGGUUGCUCAUGCUGCUCGGUGCUCGGCCAACCCUAUCGUCGCUCUGCAUCCCUUCGUUAUGGAUGGUGCCGGUGUCCCAAAAUGAGUUCCAGUUGAGAAUGUGCCCAGGAGUGGGUCCAUCUGUCAAUGUGAAAACCAAGCCGCCGGGACCUGAAUUCUCUUUUCGGAACAGCCGACCAUGGACGCAAUGUCGCCCGUGCGGUGGACAGAAAUUUUUUCGCAGCAGAUCAGCGCGAUUAAUGAAGGAGACCGCCGGCCGGCCGGGACGGGGAACAGGCGGGAAAAACAGCCCGAGUCGUAAAUCACAAACUCAUCCUAGACUGCCUGCUUGGGGACCACGGAAGGAACCUCCAUGCCUGGAAGGAAAGGAGGGAUCCAAACACCAGGCACCACUCACAAAACACGUGGAGGGCAGGCAGCCCCCAAAACCCUCCAAAAUGGAAGCAGCUGCAGGGCACGCUCGAUAAAAACGGAAAGCAUCACCAACGCCCAGGCUGAGAUUGGACACACACGAGCCGCAGUCCUCCCAAUCGGUCAGAUCGUUGGGGACUGGUAACCCUAAAAAGAAAACUAAAAAAAAUUAUCAAAUUAAAAAAGCACCGAAAACACAAAGUCGUCAUCGCCCACCAAGCCACGCACGCCACUUCGGUCUCCAGCGCAAACUUAUUGUAGGACUAAAGCAAUGAAAGCACC